Cucurbitaria berberidis CBS 394.84 is the source of this 900-nucleotide messenger RNA. RefSeq lists its product as uncharacterized. Bases 1 to 900 code for a protein of 299 amino acids. Gene Ontology annotation, molecular function: metallopeptidase activity. NCBI's taxonomy places the organism in Eukaryota, Fungi, Ascomycota, Dothideomycetes, Pleosporales, Cucurbitariaceae. The record is from RefSeq and is a predicted model, not a curated record. The transcript has a single exon.
AUGCGUGAACUCCUCCUCCUUGCCUCGCUAGGCCUCCUAGCUACGGCCAGCGACCCCAAGACAUUUGACUGCGGCACCGAUACUGCCCACGCCUCUGACGAUUUCCUGAAAACCAUCGAAGCACUCCAUGGCAAGACCAGCUCCGGUUCCCCUGCCGCUCGCGCUGCCCUUGCUGCGCGCGACACAGCAAAAGCAAAUACCGGCCCCAUCGCCAUCGAUGCCGUUUUCCACAUUGUCGCCAAAGACGCAAAUAAGGGUACCAUUACGAACGACAUGCCUUCCGCACAGCUUGAUAGCUUGAACGAAUCAUACAAGCCGUACGACAUCACUUUCAACCUGAUCAACGUGACAUGGACUACAAACGACGCUUGGGCCGUAGGUGCAACAGCCGACGACACGGAAAUGAAGAAGUCGCUCCGCCAGGGCACGUACGACACGCUGAAUCUGUACUUCCAGACCGACUUGUCUGGAGGGGUGCUCGGCCGCUGUACCCUCCCGUCCUCCAUUGCAAACGGCAAGCAGGAUCCCACCGUGUACUACAACGACGGCUGCAACAUCAACGCAAAUACCAUGCCCAACGGCGCAAUGGAAGGCUACAACCAGGGCAAAACUGCCGUUCACGAAACAGGCCACUGGAUGGGCUUGCUCCAUACCUUUGAGGGCUACAGCUGCGAUGGCCCCGGUGAUUAUAUCGACGAUACGCCUGCGGAACUCACGGCCACGGAUGGCUGCCCGACUAACCCUGCAAAGAGGAGCUGCCCGAACCAGCAGAAGGCUGGUGAGGCCGAUCCAAUUCACAAUUACAUGGACUACUCGGUCGACUCUUGCUACGAGGGCUUCACGGACUUGCAGGUUGCGCGCAUGAGGAACAUGUGGACCAUGUAUCGGGAUGGCAACUAG